Messenger RNA from Gilbertella persicaria, 228 nucleotides. RefSeq lists its product as uncharacterized. The transcript has 3 exons. The coding region runs from base 1 to 228 and encodes 75 amino acids. NCBI's taxonomy places the organism in Eukaryota, Fungi, Mucoromycota, Mucoromycetes, Mucorales, Choanephoraceae. The record is from RefSeq and is a predicted model, not a curated record.
AUGUCUUCGCCUUACUAUAACCAACAACCAGGCCAAUACUACGGAGACCCUCAGCAACAACAAGGGGGUUAUUAUCCUCCACCGCAACAAGGAGGCUACUAUCAACCAGCACCACCACCACAGACAAUUGUAGUCCAACAAGAAAGACCACCAGAGAAUGAUCAUUCUUGUUGUUGGGGAUGCUUGGUUGCUAUGUGUAUCUGUUGCGCAUUAGAUGAAAUAUGUUAA